Verruconis gallopava is the source of this 1263-nucleotide messenger RNA. Its product is annotated as 4-hydroxybenzoate polyprenyl transferase. Bases 1 to 1263 code for a protein of 420 amino acids. NCBI's taxonomy places the organism in Eukaryota, Fungi, Ascomycota, Dothideomycetes, Venturiales, Sympoventuriaceae. Gene Ontology annotation, molecular function: 4-hydroxybenzoate polyprenyltransferase activity. Gene Ontology annotation, cellular component: mitochondrial inner membrane. Gene Ontology annotation, biological process: ubiquinone biosynthetic process. The transcript has a single exon. The record is from RefSeq and is a predicted model, not a curated record.
AUGCAUUUGGGAGCAGGUAGCAGGAGAGCGUGUGGCACUCUUCCAUUCCGAUUCAUCGGCAGGAGGCAUGUCGAGACGCUUGGGUUGAAAUUUUCGAGCUCUGGAGGGAGAAUUCAUGCUACAUGGCCAUCCAGAGCAUCGAUUUCACGAAGUAGAUCACCCCGGAGCUUAUAUCUUUGUGGUCCAUUUGAGUCUUGCCGAACUCUUGCUACAAUCCAAGGUGAUUCGAAGACUCUGUCUUCGCUCAACUCGGAGCAGCUUGAGCCGUACAGACCGCCAACCACUGGCCUAUUGUCGUAUCUUCCUCGUGCAGCCGUGCCAUAUGCUGAGCUAAUUCGUCUGGAUAAACCCACUGGAACGUACUACCUCUUCUUUCCCUGCCUCUUUAGCACGCUUCUUGCUGCACCACUCGUUACGCCCAUUGCUCCUCUCUCAGUGGUUCUUGGAAAGAUUGCUAUCUUCGCAACAGGCGCUCUUGUCAUGCGUGGGGCAGGUUGCACAAUUAACGACCUCUGGGACCGAAACUUGGAUCCUCAUGUUGCGCGCACACGUCUUCGACCCAUCGCACGCGGCGCUGUCUCUCCUCGAAACGCCCUUUUUUUUACGGCAGGGCAGUUGAUGGUUGGUCUGGCCGUUUUACUGCAGCUACCACAACCAGAAUCCUUCUUUUAUGGCGCCGCCUCUCUCCCGCUUGUGGCACUUUACCCGCUUGCAAAACGCGUGACGUACUAUCCACAAGCUGUUUUGGGCCUCACGUUCUCCUGGGGCGCCUGGAUGGGAUUUCCUGCUUUGGGAAUCGAUCUGCUUUCAGACACUACGGCUCUGACUGCUGCCGCGCUACUUUACACGAGCAACGUGUGUUGGACUAUUCUAUAUGACAUGAUCUACGCGCAUAUGGACAUCAAAGAUGAUGUAAAAGCAGGCAUUAAAUCUAUCGCUCUGGCACAUGAAGCAAACACGAAAACCGUCCUGACCGGUCUAGCUACAGCGCAGGUUGGGCUUCUGGCUGCAGCAGGAACUGUCGUCGGUGCAGGACCAAUAUUCUUUGCUGGAAGUUGUGGAUCCGCGAUUGCGACACUAGCUGUUAUGAUAUGGAGAGUCAACUUGAAGAACGUGAAGAGCUGUUGGUGGUGGUUCAGAAAUGGCUGUUGGCUUACUGGUGGAGGUAUUGGGCUUGGGUUGUUUGGAGAAUACCUCGCUAAGUAUUUGGAAUGGUAUGAAACUGGACCGGAUAGAAGUCAGGGGCUGCAUACUCCCACUUAG